Messenger RNA from Ipomoea nil (Japanese morning glory), 3508 nucleotides. RefSeq names its product zinc finger BED domain-containing protein DAYSLEEPER-like. The record is from RefSeq and is a predicted model, not a curated record. NCBI's taxonomy places the organism in Eukaryota, Viridiplantae, Streptophyta, Magnoliopsida, Solanales, Convolvulaceae. The coding region runs from base 489 to 3329 and encodes 946 amino acids. The transcript is spliced from 2 exons. Gene Ontology annotation, molecular function: DNA binding; protein dimerization activity.
AAACACACAGAGUACACGCACUAAAAGCAAUAAAUGGACCUCAAAGUCCAUAUCCAAUACAGUUGAAUUCUUGGAGAAUUGCCCUUCUCAAUCUGAUUACAAUACCCCAAUUCAAGCUUAUCACUUUACCAAUUCUGACCAACCAACCCCAAAAGUAAGGUCCAGUAGAUUUCUCGGGUUCAAGCCCAAUUCUCUCUCUCUCCCUCCCUCCCUCCGUCCACUCCUUCCCCCUCUCUCUCUCCUCGCCGGCGGAACCCUAGAUCUGGUGUGUUUCCGGGGGCUGAGGUUCGCCGUUUCAGCUUCAGAUUGAAGACUCAGGGUUCGUUUCGUCGUUUGGGUAUCUGAGAAGAUUGGAUUUUGAGAUCUGGGUUUCUCCCAAGAGCCUAUUCUUUGGGGGCCAGGAUCUCUACUACUUUCUAGUUAUCACUCUUGGAGGGGAUUUUGCAGGGAUUUUGCACCAAGAGCAGAAUUCUUCCUCUCGGUUGAAAAUGGCUACCCCGGUGGUACCUACUGCUCCCGAAAUUCCAACGGAGAACAAAGAAGUUGCAGCUCAUGAAGAAAUGGCAGCUCACAACGAAGUGGUGGCACACAAUGGUAUGGUGGCUCAUGGUGAGGUGGUAGCUCAUGAUGAUAUGGUUGAUCAGAAUGAAAUUGUGGCUCAUAAUGAUAUUGUUGCUCAGAAUGAAAUGGUUGCUCAGAGUGAGAUGGUGGCUCAUAAUGAUAUGGUUGCUCAAAAUGAAAUGGUGGCUCAUGAUGAUAUGGUUGCUCAAAAUGAAAUGGUGGCUCAUGAUGAUAUGGUUGCUCAGAACGAAAUGGUGGCGCAUGAUGAUAUGGUUGCUCAGAAUGAAAUGGUGCCUCAUAAUGAUAUGGUUGCUCAGAACGAAAUGGCGCCUCAUAAUGAUAUGGUUGCUCAGAAUGAAAUGGUGGGGCAUGAUGAUAUGGUUGCUCAGAACGAAAUGGUGGCUCAUAAUGAUAUGGUUGCUCAGAAUGAGAUGGUGGCGCAUAAUGAUAUGGCUACGCAGAAUGAAAUGGUGUCCCAUGAUGAAAUGAUGGCACACGAUGAGAUGGUGGCUCAUGAUGAUGUGAUGGCACACAACGAGAUUGUGGCUCAAGAUGAGAUGGUGUCUCACGACGAGAUGGUGGGUCAUGAUGAAAUGGUGGCACACGGUGAGAUGUUGGCGCAUGGGGAGAUGAUGGCACACGGCGAGAUGGUGGAACACGGUGAGAUGGUGGCACAUCACGAGCUAAUCCCUCAUGAUGAGAUGCUCUUCAACAACAAUGUCGAUAACAACGAGAUAGUCCCCAUGGAAACACCAAUGGACUAUAUUGAAACACCACCCAACAGUUUAGAAACACAGCCUAACAAGCGGAGGAAAAAGAAAUCAAUAGUUUGGGAACAUUUCACAAUCGAAACUGUUGGUAAUGGAUGUAGGAGGGCCUGCUGUAAACAGUGCAAGCAAUCCUUUGCUUACAGUCAAGGAUCUAAAGUAGCGGGCACUAGUCAUCUUAAACGACACAUUGCUAAAGGUGCCUGCCCGGUAGUGCUUCGUAAUCAACAACAACAACAACAACAGAAUAAUAGCCCAUAUAGUGAACCUACAAAAUUGGUUGCAUAUGAGGCCAGCACUGAACCACCAAAACGGCGUUACCGAACUGCUAGUACGCCAUUCUUUGCUUUUGAUCCAGACCGCUGUCGGCAUGAGAUUUCUAGGAUGAUCAUCAUGCACGAGUAUCCCCUUCACAUGGUUGAACAUCCGGGCUUUGUUGCUUUUGUCCGUAAUCUUCAACCUCGGUUUGAUAUGGUGAGCUUCAACACCGUCCAAGGAGAUUGUGUGGCAACUUACCUUAGAGAAAAGCAAUCUAUUCAGAAAGUGAUCGAGGGAAUGCCCGGGAGGAUAUGUCUUACCUUGGACAUGUGGUCAUCAUGUCUCAAGGUUGGCUACGUGUUUAUAACUGGGCAGUUCCUCGAUAGCGAGUGGAAAAUUCACCGGAAAAUUCUUAAUGUCAUCAUGGAACCAUAUCCCGACUCUGAUACAGCUUUUAGUCAUGCUAUUGCCGCUUGUCUUUCUGACUGGAGUAUGGAGGGCAAAUUGUUCUCAGUCACAAUCAAUCAACCUUUGACUGAUAAUAAUGCAGCAGAAAAUGUUCGGGCUUUACUGUCUGUGAAGAACCCUCUUAUUCUCAAUGGUCAACUGUUGCUUGGAAAUUGCCUUGCUCAUACUUUAAGCAGCAUCGCAGAAGAUGCAUUGAAGUAUAUGCAUGAAACCGUCAAGAAAGUUAGAGACAGUGUGAAGUACGUUAAAACUUCAGAAUCCCACGAGGAAAAGUUUCUUGAGCUUAAAUAUCAACUACAAGUGCCUAGCACAAAGGUGCUCACACUCGAUGACAAAACUCAAUGGAACACAACAUAUGAGAUGUUAUUGGCUGCAUCGGAGUUGAAGGAAGUAUUUUCUUGUUUGGAUACUUCUGAUCCCGACUACACGGGUGGCCCGUCAAUGGAUGACUGGAAGAAGGUCGAGACACUCUGCGCUUACUUGAAAAUCCUCUUUGACACUGCUAAUCUUCUCACCGCACCAACAAUCUCGACCACGAACACGUUCUUCCAUGAAGCAUGGAAGAUACAGUUGGAAUUGGCCCGUGCAGCAGCCAGUGAGGAUCCGUUCAUCAGUGGCCUUACAAAGUCUAUGCAAGAGAUGUUCGAUAAUUAUUGGAAGAGUUGUUGCCUUAUUUUAGCAAUUGCAGUAGUUAUGGAUCCACGCUUUAAAAUGAAGCUGGUCGAGUUCAGCUUCUCAAAAAUAUAUGGCGACGAUGCUGCAAAAUACGUGAAGUUUGUCGAUGAGGGAAUCCACGAGCUCUUCAUGGAAUACGUAGCACUUCCCCUGCCUCUAACCCCUACGUAUAUCGAAGAAGCAAAUGGUGGAGCCAUUAAAACCGAGGACGAAGGACUCUCUGGUAAUGGACUUGGGUUUUCCGAUUUCGAUGUCUACAUUAUGGAGACAACAAGCCAGCAAUCAAAGUCAGAGCUGGAUCAAUACCUAGAGGAGUCAUUGUUGCCCCGAGUUCACGAGUUUGAUGUAGUAGGUUGGUGGAAACUAAACAGGAAGAAGUACCCAACGCUCUCAAAGAUGGCUCGUGAUAUCUUAACAGUUCCCGUAUGUACUGUCCCUGCAGACUCUGUGUUCUGCACAGCCAGCAAAGAGAUGAGCAGUUACAGAUGCUCGUUGCGGCCUGAGACGGUGGAGGCCCUAAUAUGCGCCAAGGAUUGGCUUCAGAAUGAGACUACAGAAAAUAUGAUGACUCAACCUAUAAAAAUGGAAGUCCCAAUAUAGUGUUGUGUAAUGUGUUUUUAAGUAGAGUGUAGAAUGGCAUGUAGUGAAGAGAACUCAAUUUUAAUUUAGGGUGUAUAAUUUAUCUUUGGGCAGAUUUGACAUUGAACCAUCUUCUUCUGUAUGAUAUAAUUAUUGAAUCCUCUAGGUGAAUUGACUUCAAAGUCUGUUCUCUGUUUCCA